AUGACACAGACGGCGACGGUAGCGCCACAAGAAGACAUUGUCAGCAAAGAAAUCGAGCUACUGCAACAACCGCCAAAACCUACUUAUCUCGAUGAACCAAUCACGUUGGCAAAUUGGUAUAAACAUGUAAAUUGGCUACAUGCAACUCUAUUGACUAGUACUCCAUUGUUGGCUAUCUACGGUCUCUAUACAACACCAGUUUUGCCAAAAACCUUUCUUUGGUCUUUCAUUUAUUAUUAUUGUACUGGACUUGGGAUUACUGCGGGCUAUCAUAGAUUAUGGGCUCAUCGAGCAUACACAGCAUCUAAACCACUUCAACUACUACUUAUCGCAUUUGCAUCAGGUGCAGUAGAAGGUUCAGCGCGUUGGUGGUGUCGUGACCAUAGAGCUCACCAUCGUUAUACCGAUACUGAUCGUGAUCCUUAUAAUGCUCAUCGCGGUCUUCUUUAUUCACAUGUGGGAUGGAUGUUCAUCAAACAAAAUCCACAACGAAUUGGUCGUUCCGAUAUCUCAGAUUUGAACGCCGACCCUUUACUAAGAUUCCAACACAGGCAUUACGGUCUAUUCGCAUUGACAUUCGGCGUAUUAUUCCCAUGGGCAGUCGCUGGUUUCGGCUGGGGUGACUGGCGAGGUGGAUUCUUUUUUUCAGCAAUCGCACGUCUUGUGUUUGUUCAUCAUGCUACUUUUUGCGUAAACUCUUUGGCUCAUUAUCUCGGCGACACAACUUAUGAUGACAAACAUACUCCGCGUGAUCAUUUUGUUACAGCAUUUUUGAGCUUGGGCGAAGGAUAUCAUAAUUUUCAUCACGAGUUCCCACAAGACUAUCGAAAUGCUAUCCGAUUUCAUCAAUAUGAUCCGACUAAAUGGUUGAUUAGAAUUUCUUCAUGGUUUGGUCUCGCGUCGCAUCUUAAACAAUUCCCAGAUAACGAAGUGCAAAAAGGUCAACUGUACAUGAUACAAAAGAAAUUGGAUGCUAAGAGAGUAACUUUAAAUUGGGGAGUUCCAUUGGAAAAAUUGCCAAUAUUCACAUUUGAAGAAUUUCAAGAAAUAUCAAAAACCAAGAAUUGGACUCUAAUCGAAGGAAUUAUUCACGACGUCACAAAUUUCAUGGACGAGCAUCCUGGUGGUAAGGCAUUCCUUCGAUCGUCAAUAGGUCGAGAUGUGACCACGGCAUUUAACGGUGGCGUUUACGAUCAUUCGAAUGCCGCACGGAAUUUGAUGUCAAUGCUACGUGUAGGAGUUAUUGCUGGUGGUGGUGAAGUUGAACAUCGAAAGACAAAAUAA
Molecule: messenger RNA, 1284 nt
Organism: Ambispora gerdemannii
Lineage: Eukaryota; Fungi; Glomeromycota; Glomeromycetes; Archaeosporales; Ambisporaceae
Source: the annotation of a GenBank genome assembly